AUUAAUCUUAUCUCUGACAAUAAAACCGUUGUUGCUGGGAGGUGCUGAUGACGUAUCGGCGGCAUUAACCACUUCCGGCUUUGGGUGCUGAUGAGACUGAAGCGAGCUGACUGAACAACACAGAAGAUGGCUGAUAGAAGUGACCUGAAAGCUGAGCUUGAGCGCAAAAAGCAGCGCUUAGCCCAGAUUCGAGAGGAGAAAAAAAGAAAGGAGGAAGAGAGAAAGAAAAAAGAGUCUGAGAUGCUUCAGAGGGCCGAGAAUGUGUCAGAAGACUCGGACCUGGACAGAAAGAGGAGAGAGACAGAGGCGCUCCUGCAGAGCAUUGGAAUUUCACCAGAACCACCUUUAGUGCAGCCACUGCAGCUUUUAACAUGGGAUACCUGUUAUUUUCAUUAUUUAGUCCCAACCCCUAUGUCUCCCUCUUCGCAAUCAGUGAGCCCACCCAGUGAAACUGGAAGUCAGGAGUCCAUAGAUGGAGGGACGGUGGGAAGGACGUUACAGUGGGACACCGACCCCUCAGCUCUUCAGCUUCUUGCAGAUUCGGUUCAUGGGAGCAGGAUGCAAAGGCUUGGUGCAUCAAAAAUUGUUCAGAUUGAUUUCAUGCCAAAAGAACAGGUGACAUACUCUAAAGAGACACAGACUCCUGUGGCAUCUGAUCAGCCUGAAGAAGAGGAGGAUGAGGAGCUGUCAGUGAACAAAGCUGAAUCUGUGCCACAGCAGCUGGAGGAGGAGAACACUCAGGACGCCGAAGAAGGCAAGAAGAAUCACAUAAAAAAAAAUAAUACUAAUACUAAUGAAAUGUUUAAAAGAAGUAUAACAUCUAUACAGAGCUGUAUGAAUAUGUGUGCCUUAGAUCAACUUAGAGAACUGACCAACGAGGAGAAAGAGCAGAUUAUUCAUUCAGAGGAUUUCCUGUUUUUCUUCGACCGAAGCAUCAGUGUAAUGGAGCGUGUGCUGGCCGAGGAUACGGACAUUUUCUUUGACUACAGUGGGCGAGAUAUGGAGGACAAAGAAGGGGACAUGCAAGCCGGAUCAAACUUGUCUUUUAAUCGACAUUUCUAUGAUGAGCAUUGGUCCAAACACAGAGUCGUCACUUCCUUGGAUUGGUCACCACAGUAUCCUGAAUUGCUAGUGGCCUCAUACAACACUAAUGAGGAUGCACCUCAUGAGCCAGAUGGAGUUGUGCUGGUCUGGAAUAUGAAGUUUAAGAAGACGACCCCCGAGUACAUAUUCCACUGUCAGUCCUCAGUGAUGUCAGUCGGCUUUGCUCAGUUUCAUCCCAACUUGGUGAUUGGCGGCACUUACUCUGGACAGAUAGCACUGUGGGACAAUCGAAGUCACAGGAGGACCCCAGUACAACGGACGCCCUUGUCUGCAACUGCACACACUCAUCCUGUGUACUGUGUGAAUGUGGUCGGAACACAAAAUGCCAACAACUUGAUCACAGUAUCCACUGAUGGCAAGAUGUGCUCCUGGAGUCUGGACAUGCUCUCGCAGCCUCAGGAGAGUAUGGAGCUGAUCUAUAAUAAGUCAAAGCCGGUGGCCGUCACUUGUAUGGCCUUCCCUGCAAGUGAUGUGAAUAACUAUGUGGUAGGAAGUGAGGAAGGCACCGUUUACACAGCAUCCCGCCAUGGAAGUAAGGCUGGUAUUGGUGAAAUGUUUGAUGGGCAUCAGGGUCCUGUGACUGGAAUCAGCUGCCAUAACGCUGUGGGUCCAGUCGACUUCUCCCACCUCUUUACCACUUCCUCAUUUGACUGGACAGUCAAACUGUGGUCGACUAAACAUAACAAGCCCCUGUAUUCCUUUGAAGACAAUGCAGACUAUGUUUAUGAUGUCAUGUGGUCUCCAGUGCAUCCUGCGCUUUUUGCUACAGUGGAUGGCAAUGGUCGUCUGGACCUCUGGAAUCUCAACAACUACACAGAGGUGCCGUCGGCAAGUGUGACAGUGGAGGGAGGGUGUGCCCUGAACCGGGUCAGAUGGGCAUUAGGGGGCAGAGAGGUGGCCGUGGGUGAUUCAGAGGGCCGUGUUUGGAUCUAUGAUGUGGGAGAGCAGUUAGCCGUGUCACAUACAGACGACUGGAGCAAAUUUGCCCGUACGCUCAUGGAGAUUCGUGCAAACCAAGGGGAUGGAGAGGAAGAAGGUGCUUUGGAGCUGCCUGCUUAAGACAUACACACACAGACACGUUCAGUGAGAAACACGUACGUAAAGUUGAAACAGGCGCUUGAUAUAAAGUGAGUAAAUCACACAUACACGCUUCUGUGAUCACAGGUCUUUUUUCUUUUGCCCACAAAAGUCUAUCUAUAGCAUGGGUGUUAAUUAGCAAUAACUCCUCUUCCAAUGCUAAUAGUUAAUUUCCUGAACACACACACACUAGUGAAUGGGCUUGAUACAACAUAUAUCUAGGGCUUGAAGUGACUAUAUAGGAGUGAGCCAGUGUGAUCGUACUGUAUCAAAACAGCUGUGCUGGAAUUACAAUUUAUUUUAUUUUACUGAGAUACGUAUUGACCGUUAUGUACAAAUAUAUUACAACAAAACUUAUGAAUGUGACUUUCUUUUUCCUUUCACCUUUUAUGACGUAUGUGUGCAUAAUUUAAUACCAACUGCAGCAUAAAACAACUGUAAAGUGUGAACUUACAAUAAAGGUCACUGUGUCUCAAA
This is a messenger RNA of Carassius carassius (crucian carp), 2658 nucleotides long. RefSeq names its product cytoplasmic dynein 1 intermediate chain 1-like. The coding region runs from base 127 to 2163 and encodes 678 amino acids. The record is from RefSeq and is a predicted model, not a curated record. The transcript has 16 exons. Lineage: Eukaryota; Metazoa; Chordata; Actinopteri; Cypriniformes; Cyprinidae. Gene Ontology annotation, molecular function: dynein light chain binding; dynein heavy chain binding. Gene Ontology annotation, cellular component: cytoplasmic dynein complex. Gene Ontology annotation, biological process: transport along microtubule.